GUAACAUUUAAUAAUUUCAAUAAACUGACAAGAUGGCGGACGAUGUAAUUUUCGAUUUGCUACACUCAGAAAUUGUAGCCUUUCUUCAUCGAACUACUGAAAAAGAUAACCAAGACCAGUGUAUCAACAAGCUUGAGUCACUUGGAUUCCGCAUUGGGCAGAGCAUAGUUGAAAGGUUCACAAAAGAAUCUCCACGCUUUAAAGACGACCUAGACAUCAUGAAGUUCAUAUGUAAAGAAUUCUGGAGCGCUGUGUUUAAGAAGCAGGUUGACAACUUAAGGACCAACCACCAAGGUGUCUAUGUGCUGCAAGACAAUAAGUUCAGGUUUCUCACUCAGAUGUCAAGUGGUAAACAGUACAUGGAGGUGGCUCCUAAGUACUUAGCCAUGUCCUGUGGUGUUAUCAGGGGUGCAUUGGCAAAUAUUGGCAUCAACUCUGUUAUAACUGCGGAAGUCAGUGCAAUGCCAUCAUGUAAAUUUCAAAUCCAGUUGCAGCGUACUUGACAGAGUGAAAACAGGACAUAGAAAUGGACCACAUUUAUUAAAUAUACUGUGAUAUGAAGACAAAACUAUUGCUGGUUCACAAGCUGAGGUGUUUAAUAAGCAAACAGUGGAUAUGUUGUGUUUGAUCAAGGGUAUUGUUUUUGAAUGCAUUAACUUUUUCAAAGAACUGGCUAAUAUCGAGUAUACUUGUACAUUUGUAUAUUGCGGUAUUAAUGCGAAAAAAAUUGUGUAUAUAAUGCCAUCUGAAGCUCA
Molecule: messenger RNA, 755 nt
Organism: Dreissena polymorpha
Lineage: Eukaryota; Metazoa; Mollusca; Bivalvia; Myida; Dreissenidae
Product: trafficking protein particle complex subunit 6b-like
Exons: 6
Coding region: 33-503 (156 amino acids)
Biological process (GO): regulation of GTPase activity; endoplasmic reticulum to Golgi vesicle-mediated transport
Cellular component (GO): cis-Golgi network; trans-Golgi network; TRAPP complex
Source: RefSeq, a predicted model, not a curated record